Molecule: messenger RNA, 2700 nt
Organism: Nycticebus coucang (slow loris)
Lineage: Eukaryota; Metazoa; Chordata; Mammalia; Primates; Lorisidae
Gene: TRIM38
Product: tripartite motif containing 38
Exons: 8
Coding region: 346-1737 (463 amino acids)
Molecular function (GO): protein binding; zinc ion binding
Source: RefSeq, a predicted model, not a curated record
CAGGAAGUGGCAGCUAUAACUGGACUAGCAGUAAAUAUGUGACUGUCUGACUUUCGAAGCUUGUGGAAAAAUUCCAGACCAACGUUUACUUGGUGGACAUAUUCCACGCAAAAUCUCAGAAGAUUCAUAGUAUAAUUUGAGCAAAGCACAGGACAGGCACCCUGGGCCUUAGAAGGAGAGAAGGCAUGUCUCCCCAGAAGCGUGGUACCCCUGACAGGGAGGGACCUAGCAUAUCACUCGGGGAAAGACCCUGCCAAAGAACAGAUAUCAUCAAGAAGGCAUUCUGUGUGGCUUCAAGAAACUAGUCCUGUUUGGAUCCAAUACUGACGCUGUUCAAGAAAAAUUAUGGCCUCAGCCACUAGCUCCAAGAAGAUAAGGGAGGAAACCAACUGUUCCAUUUGCCUAAACCUGAUGACUAACCCAGUGAGCAUCAAUUGUGGACACAGCUACUGCCACUCCUGUAUAAUGGAAUUCCUUACGAAGUCAAGCUGCAAUCAGCUGAUGCUAUUCUACUGUCCCCAGUGUCAAGCCCCAUUUUGCACAGAUAGCCUCCGUCCCAACAAGCAGCUGGGAAAUCUCAUCGAAGCCAUUAAAGAGAUGGAUCAUGAAAAGUCAUGUGAGGAACAUGGAGAACCACUCCAACUGUUCUGCGAAGAUGAGGGCCAACUCAUCUGUUGGCGCUGUGAGCGGACACCACAGCACAAAGGUCAUACCACAGGUCUGGUUGAGGAUGUAUGCCAGGGCUACAAAGAAAAGCUCCAGAAAUCUGUGACAAACUUGAGGAAACUUGAAGAGGAAUGCAUAGACCUGAAGGUGUCCACAGCUUUGCAGAUAACUGAAUGGAAGGAGAAAAUACAGAUUCAGAGACAAAAAAUCCACUCUGACUUUAAGAAUCUCCAUAGUUUCCUGCAUGAGGAGGAGAAGUGUUACCUCUGGAAGCUGGAUAAAGAAGAAGAGAGGACUCUGAAGAGACUGAGGGUCCAUCAGGCUGAUCUGGAGCAGAAGAGCCAGGAAAUCAAGAGCAACAUCUUGGAACUGGAGGAAAAAUGUCAGGGUUCAGCCCAGAAUUUAUUAGAGGAUGUGAAAGAUACUUUGAGCAGGAGUUGGGCUGUGAAGCUGGAAACACCAGAGGUCUUUUCCUUAGAGCUUCAUACUACAUGCAAUGUCUCUGAGCUUUACUUUGAUGUGAAGAAAGUAUUAAGGAGCUAUCAAGUCAAUGUGACUCUAGAUCCAGAUACAGCUCAUCAUGAACUAAUUCUGUCUGAGGAUCGAAGACAAGUGAUUCGUGGAUCCUCCCAGAAGAAUCAUGACACUUCUUCCAGGAAAUUUAGCAUUUUCCCUUGUGUCUUGGGCUGUGAGGGCUUCACCUCAGGCAGAUACUACUACGAAGUAGAUGUUGGAGAAGGAACUGGGUGGGAUUUAGGAGUUUGUAUGGAAAAUGUGCAGAGGAGCACUGGCAGGCAAGUGGAACCUCAGUCUGGAUUCUGGACUCUCAGGUUGUGCAAAAAGAAAGGCUAUAUAGCACUUACCUCCCCGCCGACUUCCGUUCAUCUGAGUGAGCAGCCCCUGGUUGUAGGAGUUUUUCUGGAUUAUGAGGCUGGAAUUGUAUCUUUUUACAACAUGACUACUGGUACUCAUAUCUUCACCUUCCCAAAGGCUUCCUUCUCUGAUACUCUCCGGCCUUAUUUCCAGGUUUAUCAAUAUUCUCCUUUGUUCUUGCCUCCUCCAGAUAAGUAAAGAAAGGAGCAAAGUCUCUUUCUUGGUUUAACCUGCACAGAGAAGGCAAUGUAAAUCCCACAAGGGUCUGCUUUCUUUACUGCAAUCUCCCCAAUACCUAGAAUAGUGUUGGCUUUAGUGGAUAUAUAAUAAAUCUGAACUGAGUGACUAGAUAUAAAGACUAUAAAAAUAUCACAGAUAGUCAGCCUGUAAUGAGGGAAAGGAAGAUAAUAGUCAUGAUCAUACAUUAUCUUCUCUAACCCACUUCAAUGAGUCCAGGGUGUUGAUUUCAAAGUUCUUAGGUGACCUAAAGGUCAGAAGGUCUGUGUCCUCCCAGUUUGUUCGAGGCCAUUUGGAUUUAGGUAUAGGGGAUGAAAGAAAGCUGCAACUGUCUUCCAACUACAUAAAAGAGCAGGAAAAUCAAGAGCAGUGACUCUUCCAACACUGACAAGUUGAUUAACAAUCACAGAUACAGUCCUGGAGGCUACCAGACCUAGGGAGCUCUGCCUAGGAAAUAACUUUUCUGUUAUGGUAAAUCAAUUUUAACAAAGUAAAAUAUGAAGAUACUUAAAAUGGAAAAGGGAUUAUGAGGAAAAAUGAAUUUUGAUGGGGAACUCAGUUGAGGAAAAGAAGUUGAUAUUUUCCAGUCUUUGCUAGAGCCAGCUACCUUGAAAUAUUAAAAAACUCAGUAAAUGAUUAUUGUUGAUGUGAUUAUUGACAGUCUUUAUUAUAAUUCAGAUAUGAUCAAAUAGGCCUUGACUCUCUACAUGGGUUUAUUCCAGAAAGUAUAUUUCCUGUUAAACCUAAAUUAUCAUACCUAAGUGGUCUAAUGACAGGACCAUAAAGUUAGCCAACCUAUAAACAACAUUGAUGAUGACCAAAAAAGUCACAAAGUUGCUCAUGUUAUAAUUUACAGUUGAUUUAUUUUGCUCACCACUUUACCUACAUGCCCAGUCUACUGCCAAGGACAUAGUAGUUGCUCAA